UCUCCCGACGCUGAACUGAAUCUUCGUCGUCAACAGAUUCUCCGCCACUGGAAGAAAUGGAAACGUCGCCGCAGUUUAGGCUUAUCGUCGCCGUCGUCAUUUCUUCUCUCAUCGCUUUCCGAUCGUACAAGAGGAAGUCGCUCGAUCUUUCUGGUGGAAUUGCUGGAUUCCUUGUUAUGACCAUUCACUUCACCGCCGGCUUCAGGUACGGAGCUUUGCUGCUUGUAUUUUUUCUUACUUCCUCGAAGCUUACCAAAGUUGGCGAAGAUAAAAAACGACGCGUUGAUGUUGAGUUCAAAGAAGGUGGACAAAGGAACUGGGUACAAGUGCUUUGCAAUGGUGGAAUUGCUUCAGUUCUAGUUGUAAUUGCUUGUACUUUAACGGGUUGGCAGGACAAGUGUUUGGACUCGAAGCAGUCAGAAACUGUAACAGCUCUUAUUGGUGGAAUCAUCGGUCAUUACGCGUGCUGUAAUGGAGACACUUGGUCCUCGGAGCUUGGGGUUCUUAGUGAUGCCCAGCCUCGACUAAUCACAACGCUAAAGCCGGUGAAGAAGGGCACAAAUGGUGGGGUUACAAAUGCAGGACUCUUAGCUGCCUUGGCAGCCGGCACCACUGUUGGAGUAACGUUCCUUAUCUUUGGAUUCUUUACCGCGAGUUGUGCAAGUGAUGUGGCUCUCAAGCAACUCUUAGUCAUUCCAGUCUCUGCAUUAGCUGGAUUAUGUGGGAGUCUUAUUGAUUCUGUGCUAGGGGCAACCAUCCAAUUCAGUGGUUUCUGCUCUGUCCGGAACAAGGUUGUAGGGAAACCGGGGCCGACGGUAAAGAAGAUUUCAGGUGUAGACAUUCUUGACAACAAUGGUGUGAACUUUGUUUCCAUACUAUUGACAUCUUUUCUGACUUCCAUUGCUUCAGUGUACAUUUUCUGAAUACUAAAAGCUAGCAGUCUGCUUUCUUGACCAGACUUUCACCCUUUUCAAGCCAAAAUUUGGUAUACAAUUUGAUUCUAUUUCUCAAAUUGUUAAUUUGUUGUAAGCUAAGAUGAGUUUUUUGAGUUCAUAGAACACAGUCUCCUCUAUGUAUGUUUGUAUACAAUAAUCACAGCUACAAGCC
Arabidopsis arenosa is the source of this 1107-nucleotide messenger RNA. The record is from the annotation of a GenBank genome assembly. NCBI's taxonomy places the organism in Eukaryota, Viridiplantae, Streptophyta, Magnoliopsida, Brassicales, Brassicaceae.